GCUUUAAAAUACACCCAAUGUCAACGACGUGUUUUUAUGUUGAAACGGCAGCGCGGUUAUGGCAAGUAAAUAGUUUUUUUAGCGUGCGGAAGCGAUCGGACUGCAGAGGAGGCUUCGGGACUGUUUCCGCACGCUGGAGGAGAGCAGGGCCCAGUGACCCACAUUCAGAGAGUCCCUGCGCACGGGCGGCCGAGCGUGUGAAUACCUGCCUGUGUGUAUGUGUGUGUGCGGCGGUGUGUGUACAUCUGCCGCGAAAAAUGUUGUGACUAUCGCUUCUUUUCGACAUUUGACGGCGAGAAACAUGGAUUGUUCGUGCGGUGUUCGCUAUGAUCCGUCUGUGGCAGGAUGUUUUGUCACGUUUUCUCGAGGGGACCGCUGGCCAGCGUUACAUUUGAGAGAUUAUUUGCGGCCAAUGUCAGCGGCUUGCGUGACAGCUUGAGAGGCUCCCGGCCAGCUUGCGGAUAAUGAAUCAUAUCCUCACGUUUUGUCAGUAAUAGGUUAACCAUUACGUCGUAAAUCAUAUGUAUGCCUCCCGUGGAGUGGGAACGGAGCCAGUAGUUUAUUUUUACAUUCAGAUUGGCCGGGCAGUCAUGUCCUGCCCAGGGGCCGGCACCAUGUCACACCCCCAAUGACUUUAGAGUCAUCCUGGAUGAAAGAGUCUGCUUUGACCCCUGUUCUUUCACCAUCAAGAAAAGUACCUCUGUAACUGGCCCUUCUCACAGACUGCAGUGGGGGUGCUCUUCCAAAUGCCUACCUCACGACUAAAGAGCCAAUCACUGCCGCGUCAACCCUGAAUAACUGCCACCAUGACAUCUAGCAUCGGGGAUGAUUGUAGCAUCUUUGAUGGGUUGAUGGAAGAAGAUGAGAAGGACAAAGCAAAACGUGUGUCCCGGAACAAGUCGGAGAAGAAGCGGAGAGAUCAGUUCAAUGUCCUCAUCAAGGAACUCGGCACCAUGCUGCCUGGCAACACCAGGAAGAUGGACAAGUCCACCAUCCUGCAGAAAAGCAUCGACUUCCUUUGUAAACACAAGGAGAUCACAGCCCAGUCGGAGUCCAGUGAGAUCAGACAGGACUGGAAGCCUGCGUUUCUUAGCAACGAGGAAUUCACCCAACUCAUGCUGGAGGCACUGGACGGCUUCUUCAUAGCAAUAAUGACCGAUGGAAAUAUCAUCUACGUCUCAGAGAGCGUGACCUCACUGCUGGAGCACCUACCGGCGGACCUGAUGGACCAGAACCUGUUAAACUUCCUGCCGCUUGGAGAGCACUCUGAUGUCUACAAAGCUCUGUCGACGCACGCCGCGGACCCUGAGAGCCAUGGCUCCGAUUACCUCAAGACUAAGAACCAGCUAGAGUUCUGUUGUCACAUGCUGCGAGGAGCCAUUGACCCGAAGGAGCCCCCUGUCUACGAAAACGUCAAGUUCAUCGGAAACUUCAAAUCCCUAAACAAUGUGCCCAACAUGACAAGAAACGGUCUGGCGGGGGUGCUGCAGAGAUCGCUACAGCCUGCCUUUGAUGACCAGGUCUGCUUCGUAGCCACCGUGCGACUGGCUAAGCCUCAGUUUAUUAAGGAGAUGUGCACGGUGGAGGAGCCUAAUGAAGAGUUCACAUCCAGGCACAGUCUAGAGUGGAAGUUCCUUUUCUUGGACCACAGGGCUCCACCAAUCAUAGGCUACCUGCCUUUCGAGGUUUUGGGAACAUCGGGGUAUGACUAUUAUCACGUGGACGACCUGGAGAUACUGGCGAAAUGCCACGAGCACUUGAUGCAGUACGGUAAAGGGAAGUCGUGCUACUACCGCUUCCUGACCAAAGGUCAGCAGUGGAUCUGGCUCCAGACCCACUACUACAUCACCUACCACCAGUGGAACUCCAGGCCAGAGUUUAUAGUCUGCACACAUACGGUUGUCAGCUAUGCUGAGGUGCGGGCCGAGCAGCGCAGGGAGCUGGGGAUCGAGGAGUCUGCUCCAGAGGUCACUGCUGACAAGAGCCAGGACUCUGAGUCUGAGUCCCAGCUGAAUACUUCCAGCCUGAAGGAGGCGCUGGAGCGCUUUGAGCCCAGCCAGACGCACUCUGAGUCCUCCCGCAGCUCGCAGAAGUCCUCCUCCCACAUCUCCGACAACACAUGCACUUCCACGGCCUCCAAGCUGCACAUGGACACGGCCACGCCCCCCCGCCAGUCGCUGGCCUCCACCAUGGAGGUGGCGUCGCAGCGGCGGUCCUCCAUCAGCAGCCAGUCCAUGAGCUCUCAGACCACGAGUCAGAGUGUCACUCCAGCCAUGAUCAAUCAACAACAACAACAGCAGCAACAACAACAACAACAGCAACAGCAGCAGCAACAACAACAACAACAGCAAACACAACAACUACAGCAGCAGCAACAACAACAGCAACUGCAGCAACAACAACAACAACAACAACAACAACAGCAACAACAACAACCCCAGCCACUCCAGACGGUGCAGGUGAGCGCCAUGCAGCACCUGAAGGAGCAGCUGGAGCAGAGGACCAGGCUGAUCCAGGCCAACAUCCAGAGGCAGCAGGAGGAGCUGCGCCACAUCCAGGACCAGCUGCAGAGGGUCCAGGGCCCGGCUGUACAGAUGUUCCUGCAGCCGCCGCAGGGGGCGUCCAUGAACGUCCAGCUGCCUCCUGUGGGCUCGGUGCAGCAGACCACCACGCUGACCAAUCAGAUCCAGCAGAUCCAGCAGAGCGCCGCCACGCACACAGGGAGUCAGCAGAUCACCAUCCAGCCACCUCCCCAGCCCACCCAGCAGACCUUACAGCAGCACCCCAACACCCUCGCACAGACCCAGGCCCAGCCACAGGGCUCCGUGUCCGCUCCCCUCUACAACACUAUGAUGAUCUCCCAGCCGGGGCAGCCCAACCUGCUGCAGAUCAGCACCAGCCUGCCCCAGACCAACCCCCAGCAGGGCGCCACCGUGACCACCUUCACUCAGGACCGCCAGAUACGGUUUCCCGCGGGCCAGCAACUGCUCACCAAGCUGGUGACGGCGCCCAUGGCGUGCGGCGCGGUCAUGGUGCCGACCUCCAUGUUUAUGGGCCAGGUGGUCACGGCCUACAACCCCUUCGGAGGACAACAGCAGGCCGGACAGACGCAGACCCUCACGCUUCAGCCCGCACAGGCCCCCCAAGGCCAGCAGGACAACCAAAACCAGACCACCCUGGUGACCCAGAGUCAGCAGGGCCAGCAGCAGCAGCAGCAGUUCCUCCAGGGAACCCGUCUUCUCCACGGCAACCAGUCCACCCAGCUCAUCCUGCAGGCGGCGUUCCCUCUGCAGCAGCAGGGCACCUUCACCCAGGCCCCGCAGCAACAGCAACCACAACAGCAACCACAACCACCACAACAACAACAGCAGCAGCAGCAGCAGCUACCACAGCAGCAGCAUCAGCAGCAGCUCCAGGCGCUCCACCCGAGGCACCAGCAGCAGCUGAAGGUCCAGCCCCAGAAGCAGCAGAAGGUGGCCUCCUCACACCGGACUGACGGUCAGCCUCAGUAGUGAGGCCAGA
Molecule: messenger RNA, 3522 nt
Organism: Gadus chalcogrammus (walleye pollock)
Lineage: Eukaryota; Metazoa; Chordata; Actinopteri; Gadiformes; Gadidae
Product: circadian locomoter output cycles protein kaput-like
Exons: 23
Coding region: 807-3512 (901 amino acids)
Biological process (GO): circadian regulation of gene expression; regulation of transcription by RNA polymerase II
Cellular component (GO): cytoplasm; nucleus; CLOCK-BMAL transcription complex
Molecular function (GO): E-box binding; protein dimerization activity; DNA-binding transcription factor activity, RNA polymerase II-specific
Source: RefSeq, a predicted model, not a curated record